GCAGCCAUCUUGGUCUCUUCAGACUGCUCCCAUUUUUUCGCCUCUGAAUUGCUUUUCUUUACCUCCUUAGAAUCCCCUCCUUGCAGUUGCCCCUUCUUUCAGGCCUUCCUUGCCCUGCAGAAUUUUAGUCCUCAGAAGCUGGAAUGGGCAGAGCCAUCCUCAGACACUUACUGGUUGGGCCAGUCUUUCAAGGCAAGUCUGCCUCAGUUUCCCCAGCUAUAAAAGGGAGACAGUGAGGUGACUCCCAGGACGGUGAUCAUAAAAGUGCCUCAUUAAUGCUUGUUGCCUUCCAAGGGGACGCCUAUGUGUUCUUCCUCUGGACCUUUGAAGUCACCAUUCACCCAUCUAGGCUCUGGAUCAGCUAAUGGCCCAGAAUCCUUACUAACAAGAGGCCCCUUGGCAGGGGCCGGCCCACCCAGGGGGUUGCCAGAGCAGCCCAUUCACCUUUCCGGGUGAGUCAGGCCCCCGUCCUUCUACACCCACUGAUCUCAGGCUGGUCGGCGCCCUUUGGCAGCCCCAGACAAAGGCCCACACGUCCUCGAGCCGGCGUGCCCUUUACCUGUGAGGGCCUGCAAGAGUCCUGGGAAACCCACCGAGUCGCUACUUCUGGGGCUGUUCCCCGUGACCCUCAUCCCCUAGAGGAGAUCCUGGGCUCCCAGAGGCUGGGCCAGCAAAGCUGUGGGAAGCCCCAGCAGCUGGGGUACUUUUUUCCACCCUGGGGCAGACCCUCCUCGUCACCCAUGGCCAACUGUGGCGGUAGCUGCUGUGGCUCUCCCCACUCCUCUCUGUCCUCUAGCCAUCAAACGGGUUUUCCUAAAGGGCAGAGGCCCCCUCACUCAAUAAACUCCGGUGGCUCCCUCUUGCCUCCAGGAUCAGAUACAAAAUUCUCUGUUGUUGAGGGCUCUGAGGGAGCCCUCAGCCUUGCCCCCGGCUUCUAACCUUUCACCCCACUGCCCGACAGGCCCUCUUCCAGCCUCCAUGUCCUGAAUCCAGGCAUUCUCUGUGGCUGAUACUCCCCCGUUCCUGAGCUCUCCCUCCUCUGCCCCUUUCUCCCUUUAAUUUCCAUUUUCCUGCCUAGGUCUUGUUCCUUGAUGCCUUCAUUAGACCGUAAGCUCCCUGAGCAUCCAGGGUCUGGCGCAGAGUUGGAGCUUUAGAAGUGCUUUUGAAGCUGCAGAUGCUGGGGGUGGCCUGGUCCGGGCCUGGCACUCCGGGAGCCCGGGACUGAUAAGGUUCCUCGUUGCCUAGCAACCACGGCCUUGCAUUGCCAGGAAGCCAGCCUCCACAGCAGCUGGGCCAGGCUUCUGAAUGUCUUCAACCUCUCCCCUAGAGAAGGUUCCCCCGCUCGAGUGCUGCACGGACGUGAUGGACGUCAACGUCAGCUGCCCGGGCACAGACCAGUGCGCUUCAGGCUGCUACCGGCGCUGGAACGAGGAUGGGAGCAGCAGCUGCGUGCGGUGCAGGAAUGAGACCCUGGCCGUGACCGGGGCCUACGUGGUGGAGUGCAGAAGCCUUGGCAACAAAGAAAUCAACUUCACGUCCUACAGAACCACGGUGACGCCCCUUCUGCAGAACCUGGGGGGCCCCCAGGUGGCCGUCUCCCUCUUCUUGGGCACCUUCUUCAUUAGCUCCUGCCUCAUUCUCUCCAUCGCCUUGUUCUUCUACUUCAAACGCUCCAGUAAGCUCCCCCAUUUCUUCUACAGAAGGAACAAAGCCUCUGUCCUACAGCCCGGAGAAACUGCUGCCAUGAUUCCACCUCCAAAUUCUUCAGUCCGGAAACCGCGCUACGUCAGGCGGGAUCGGUCACUGACGAGACCCACCACUCCGACCAUGAUCUCCUCCGUCGAGACUCGGGUCAGCAACGUUUAACCAGCGAGGUUUGCCUGAGAAUUUGGUCUGUGAACCGUUACAGACUUCUCUGCGGCCACCCAAGGGCCAAAAGAACAUCCGCGCCCGCGGGGUCUCCGGUGGGCCCCGCGCCUACACCAAAUGGAGCACAAAAGAGGCGGUGGGAUAUGGAGGUGGCGACUGCCAACCUUGUCAGGACGCUUUUCAGCGCUUCCUCCCAUUUGGGUUUUUGAUCUGUCUCUUAGAAACAGACACCCCGUUAAAAAUCUCCAGACAGCCUGGCUUGCCUUGGCUAAAGAGUCAUUUCCUCCCAAGAAGUGAUUGUCCUGCCUAGAGCACGGGCCGGUCUGGCUCCCAGAAAAGGGCGUUCUUCCCCUGCCCCUCUGCCAAGGCCCGAGUUCCCUCACACCCACAACCUUCCCUAUUCUGGACUCUGUGGAGAUGCCCCAUCGGCCCCACAAGUCCCCCAGAGGGUGGGCUGGCCAUUCCCUGCUCCCUUAAGGCAGGAAAAGUGGGACUCUGGCCUUCAGUGAAGGUUUUCCCACGCUCCCCCUGUCCUGCACUAGGCAGGCCAGUGUCCAGCUUGCUCCUGAGGAGGGCCUUCUGGAGCCUAAAACAAAAGGGUCCCAUCCCACAGACUGGGCCUGGCCCCUCUGUGGCCCGGUCCCUCUGUGGCCCGGUCCCUCUGCAGCCUGGUCCUUCUGUGGUCUGUGGUUCUGAAAGAAGUGCGUUCCACUUUGCUCCUGAAUGAGCCCAUCUAGAAGCCACUCCAUCUCCAUCAGCUGCCGGCCAGAGCUUGCUGGCUCUUCGGGGGGCCGACAGGUUAGACCGAGCCCCUCUUAAUUCAAGCUUAGAUGAUGUCUGGCAAGGCGGGCGACCUUUAGCCCUCCCCAGACCAAACUGGGACCUGGCCAAAGAGAGCAGGAGAGGGAAGAGGCUCUGCCCACUUGGAGUCUCAGCUCAAGCAGGGAUUUAAGUUAGAGGCCAGGCCACGGAGCCCCUUGGGAGAGAGCCAGGUGUCCCCCUGCUCCCUGGCCCGAGCCCUGGGUCAUCGGAGGGAUUAGAGCCAGCUGUUCGAAGACCCCCAGAGUUCACAAAGUAGCCGUGUUGUUCACGGAUGGUUUUUAUAAAACCAGAUCUGAGUUGUUGUGGCAAGUUAUCUGUGUGAGUGGGGCCUGCAUUCCCUGUGAGGAGGCAAUCCUGGGGGAACCACUGGGGUCCCCCCCACACUCUUCCUUUAUUCCCAUGUUCUCCCCGAUUGCUCUCUCCAUUUAUGCUGACCAAUAGAGCUGGCCACCAAGCCAUUUGAAGCACAGAAUUCAGGGCAAAGGGACCUUGGAAUCCCUUUCACAAGAGAAGGAACAUGAGGAGUGGGUGUCUGACUUGGCCCAAGCUCAUCGGCAGCAGGACUAGGAUCUGAACUGCCGUGUGCGCCCCAACUUGAAGAUUGCUCAUCGAUGUUGAGGGGACCCCCCAAAUGAGUGCCCUAGCUCAUCCUGCCAGAGCCCAGAUGGAGGCUGGCCUCUGGAGGAGGUGCACAGGCCCUGUGUAGGGACGGAGGUCACAAGUAAGUGAGCCCAUGGGCCCGCUUGGGAAAGGCAGGGAGAAGCAGCCCUCCCAAGAGCUGUGGAGAGCACCAGCGGGUCCGAGGACGUGGCCCACACGUCACGGGCUGACACUGCCAGGGUGCGCUCCCCAGCCCCAGCAGUGUUCCCAGCCCAGGUCCCCUGUGCCAGAUGGGAGAACAGCAGCGGGCUGAUCUUGGCCUGCCCUCUCGCCGUCCGAGCCGCCGGCUGGCCCCAGGCAGUAAUAAUCUCAUGGACCUGUGCCCUUUGGCCCACCGAGGCUGCACCCCUUUGCGCUGCUCUGCUCCCCCUGAUCUUUUGUAUCUUUUUCUAUUGCCAACUUUAAUAAAUGCUCAUUUCCUGAGACACGAACUCGGGGGAUGAUGAUCCUGGAGCCGGGGAUGGAUGUGUCGUUCUUCGCUUCCCUUUGAGCUCCCCCCGGGCCCGGGCUGGUGCUGCCAUGUUUCUGAAGGCGAGAUGAAAGGGCCGGAUCCAAAUGGAUGCCAGCCCGGGGCCCGGCCCCAUGCAUCUGCUUCAGGCCCAGGGCUUCCGAAGUGCAGAGAAGGCCACGAGGACAUUGGGAAAGGGGCGUCUUGUCAUAGAAGCGCCAAGUUCUACCCCAAGCGUGGGGUAGGGUGGCUGCUGGGGGAGGCUGGGUCCCUUCCCUGUGGCUCAGUGGAAGAUGUGGGGAGGGCAGAGAGCCCAAGUCAUAUAGGAUCAAAAGCUGGAAGGACCUUGGAGAGCACCGUGCUU
Sarcophilus harrisii (Tasmanian devil) is the source of this 4163-nucleotide messenger RNA. RefSeq names its product chromosome 3 C1orf159 homolog (gene C3H1orf159). The transcript has 9 exons. The record is from RefSeq and is a predicted model, not a curated record. NCBI's taxonomy places the organism in Eukaryota, Metazoa, Chordata, Mammalia, Dasyuromorphia, Dasyuridae. The coding region runs from base 1306 to 1866 and encodes 186 amino acids.